UUAGGGGCCGCUCCCGGAAGGGCGGUGCUGGCGGGGGGGCAGGCAGGUGCUGGUGAUCGCCAUGGCCACAGCAACGGACCAGGUGGUUGGGUUCGGCUUGGUUGCCUUCAGCCUCCUUCUCUUUGUUUACUACACCCUCUGGAUCAUCGUGCUGCCCUUCAUCGACAGUGACCAUGGGAUCCACCAGUAUUUUUUGCCUAGGGAGUACGCAGUGAUCAUCCCCAUGGUGGCUGGGCUGCUGCUGCUGCUAUUUAUAGGUAUUUUUAUAACCGUUGUGGUGUGGAAGAGCAGGAAACCUGCCAAGAAAUUGGACUGAAGGCUCAGUGGAGAGAUGAGCGAAGGCGCCCACCCUGUGGCAUCGUAGCCAGGAAAAGCCUUUGCCUGCAGCACUGGGCAGCCGCCUCCGCCAGAGCGCUCAGCGCCGAGCUGGCUGCGCUCUCCCUCCUUCCGUUCUGCAGAGAUGAAGCCUUCUGUAGUUUACAACGUACUGACCAAAGGGAAGCAAAACUGACCUGUGGGGCUCAUCGAGAGAGGGACCAGAGCCCUGCUGUGAGGGACCUGUGCUCCUGCUGGGGCUGCCCAUACUGGCUGUGCUUCGACCCCUGCUGGCUGCGGGAGCUGUCGGGAUCCAGCAGCUGUAACCACCAGAGCACCAGUCAAGCCCUGGUCCCUGCCUGCUGCUCAGCCUGCAGGUGAUCCUUCCCCUCUGCUCAUGCUGUGUCCAGUGAUUUAUUCCUUCUCGGUUUUUUUUAAAUGUUUACAUACGGUUUGUA
This is a messenger RNA of Falco peregrinus (peregrine falcon), 773 nucleotides long. It is a transcript of the gene DPM2, whose product is annotated as dolichyl-phosphate mannosyltransferase subunit 2, regulatory. Gene Ontology annotation, cellular component: dolichol-phosphate-mannose synthase complex; endoplasmic reticulum membrane. Gene Ontology annotation, biological process: GPI anchor biosynthetic process. The coding region runs from base 62 to 316 and encodes 84 amino acids. The record is from RefSeq and is a predicted model, not a curated record. The transcript has 4 exons. Gene Ontology annotation, molecular function: enzyme regulator activity. Lineage: Eukaryota; Metazoa; Chordata; Aves; Falconiformes; Falconidae.